AUGGCCACCGAAGUAAGUUAUAUCUGCAAAAGAACUGUGGUGAGCACUAAACCAGUUCAACCAGGAAAGUACUCCCCUUUAUCAGUUUUGGAUCGUUACAUGGAGAACAACCACAUUAGGAUGGUGUUCUAUUACCAAACUUCAGGAGAGGUAGAACUUGGAGAAAUGACAAAGAAGUUGAGAGAGACCUUGUCAGAGAUGCUUACCCAUUUCCCCAUAGUGACUGGUCGGUUGAUAAGAGACGACAAAGGGCAUUGGAAAAUCAAGUGCAAUGAUGCUGGUGUUAGAAUGAUGGAGGCAAAAGCCAAAGGGAGUGUGGAGGGUUGGCUAACAAGUGUGCAUAGGGAAAAGGAACUCAAGCUUGUUUAUUGGGAGGACAUGCUUCCCAAUCCUUAUUAUUGGUCAACUUUUUAUGUCCAGCUUACUGAAUUUGAAGAAGGUGGAUUGGCAAUUGGCUUAAGUUGUGCUCAUCUCUUGGCAGAUUCCAUUUGUGCCACAAAUUUCAUCAAGGCCUGGGCUGAUAUUUCAUUGGGCAACAAAAUGAUUGUUCCUCCAAUAUUCCACCCUUUACCUCCUCGAAGACUAGGAAACACAAAGCCCAAUCAUCACCCAUAUAUGGAGUUAAUACAUCACUAUAAAUCAAAAAUUGAGAAACCCAUUUCCAUCAAGGAAGCAAAGUACGCUACCAUUUCACUGGGCUUCUCAGACACCAUGGUUCAGGAUUGCAUGUCCAUGGCUGCCCAACCUACUGGUUCAUUCAGCCCAACACCCUUUGAGGCAUUGGCAGGGUUGUUUUGGGUCACUUUAAGCAAGGUCAAGGGAUUGAGAAAUGGACUUGUUGACAUGUCUAUAUGUCUUGAUGUGAGGAAAGUCUUGGGCCUAGAUUAUGGGUUCUUUGGAAACUGUAUGUUAUAUAAUGAGGUGCAUGCAGAAGGGAAUAUAGGAGAGAACAAACUUCCACAAGCUGCUAGGGCCAUAAGAGAUGUUGUGGAUAAAAUGGACGUGGAGGGAAUAAUGGAUCUAAUUGAGUGGUUUGAACAUAAUGAUAUAAACUCGCCUGCAAUGAUGAACGGUAAUGAUUUGGUCUUUACUAGCUUAGAGGGUGUGGACCCUUAUUUAGCUUUAUUUCAAGAUUGGUUCAAACCCAUUCGUGUUUCAUAUUACAUAGAGCCAGUUUUGGGAGAAGGGCAGUUCUUGAUUCUGCCAGCACCUCCAGGGGAGGGCCCCUUAAGUAGGGUUGUUAUGGUGACGCUUCGGGAGGAGGAGGCCAUAAAGCUUCGUGAAGAUGAUCUAAUUUCACAAUUCUCACCAACUAUUCUAAUGAAAUGCCAAUAA
Gastrolobium bilobum is the source of this 1335-nucleotide messenger RNA. Its product is annotated as protein ECERIFERUM 26. Gene Ontology annotation, molecular function: acyltransferase activity, transferring groups other than amino-acyl groups. The transcript has 2 exons. The record is from RefSeq and is a predicted model, not a curated record. Lineage: Eukaryota; Viridiplantae; Streptophyta; Magnoliopsida; Fabales; Fabaceae. The coding region runs from base 1 to 1335 and encodes 444 amino acids.